Molecule: messenger RNA, 2595 nt
Organism: Talaromyces marneffei
Lineage: Eukaryota; Fungi; Ascomycota; Eurotiomycetes; Eurotiales; Trichocomaceae
Exons: 5
Coding region: 1-2595 (864 amino acids)
Biological process (GO): nucleoside metabolic process
Molecular function (GO): ADP binding; catalytic activity
Source: RefSeq, a predicted model, not a curated record
AUGGAAAGUGCUCCCCUCCUUCGACCCCAAAGCCGUGACGAAUUCGAGAUUGCUAUCAUCUGCUCUCUGCCCGUUGAGUGGAGUGCUGUUGAAGCUCUGUUAGAAGUUGACUACGAGGUGGGCAACCAACAUGUAGUGUUGGUAUACAUGCCGAGCAUAGGCAUCGUACCCGCGACCACUGCGGCUACUCAGCUUCGUUCGAGCUUUAAAAACAUAAAAGUGGCCUUCCUUGUUGGUAUCUGCGGAGGAGCACCCAGAACUCCUGCAGGAGAGGAGAUUGUUCUUGGGGAUGUUAUUAUUAGCGCCUCGGUAAUUCAGGUAGACGUUGGCCAGAAGUACCCUCACCAGAAACAAGUGGAAGAUCGCCUUGGCCGAGCAAGUCCAGAAAUUCGGGCAUUUGUUGGAAAGCUAUCGGGAUAUCUCACCUCUACAAGGCUUAAGACAAAGACCCAGGCUUAUUAUUCUGAGAUUUGCUCUCGCAAGAAGUUUUUGGAUUCGGCAUACCCGGGGCCUGAGAAAGAUCAGCUACAUCAGGCUGAUUUUGUUCACAAACACUGGAAACAGGGGGUCUGCUCCAUUUGCGACAAAUGUAAUGAACCCGAUGAUGAAGUGUGUGAUGAGGCACUGGUGGCGUCUUGCACAGAAUUAGGCUGUGAUGGAACAAAAUCGGUUGAACGUAUCCGUCUUCGGCAGGCUAUUGGGAAGGAGUUUUCUGAGAAUCAGCCUUUGACUGCCGAAAUACGAGAAGCAAGACAACCCUAUAUUCACUUUGGUCGAAUGGCAUGCAGUAAUCAAGUGAUAAAGAGUGGGCAGGAUAGAGACCGAAUCACUGCACAUGAAGGAGUGAUUGGCUUCGAGAUGGAGAGCGCAGGAACGUGGGACUACGUCCCUACUAUAGUAAUCAAAAGCCUAUGCGAUUAUGCUGACAGCCACAAGGACAGACUCUGGCAAGGAUAUGCGGCAACUACAGCGGCUGCUUGCACCAAGGCCGUGCUGGAGGAAUGGAGGAAUGUCGAUAGACCAGUUCAAAAUCCAGCCAUUCAAGAGCAUUCAGGCUCUAAAACAGUCACAAAUCCUGUACACUGGACGGUGACUCGCCAUCCUAACAGACUAUUUACAGGGCGUGGAGAUAAUAUUCGCGAGUUAGAAGACAUUGUUCGCAAUGCGGUCAAAAUUUCUCCACUUAAAGACCAGUGCUGUAUUGUCAUAUCUGGGGUGGGUGGCCAGGGCAAGAGUGAAAUCUGCCUGCAACUGGUUAAUCGUGUUCGUCAAUUACUUUGGGGAAUAUUUUGGGUCGAUGUGAGCACUACAGCUUUGGUCCAGGCUGGCUUCUCGAGCAUUGCGAACCGGCUUGAAAUCCCCAUGCAGACAUGGGAGGAUGUUCGGCAAGGUCUUGCGGAUCGAAAUGAGCCUUGGUUGUUAGUUUUAGAUAACGCCGAUAAUCCUGAGGUGGACUACCAGCAAUAUUUCCCGACAAGCACAUCAGGAAUAGUGAUUUUGACAUCCCGUAACGUCGACUGUCAGCAAUACGCCACGGCAAAGUGGAUCAGUCUCGACGGAUUACCACAUGAUGAAGCUUGCGAGCUGCUACUCCAGGCUGCUCGUGUGCCUUAUCAUAGGCACCAGGUGCUCAAAGACGAUGCAUCUAUUGUUGUUGACCUGUUGGCAUCUCACCCAUUUGCACUCAUCCAAGCUGGGUCUUACGUAUCGCGCGGUCAUUGCACACUGAAAGACUACGCUAAGGCAUAUAGCCAGCAUCGGAAGCGAUUGCUUACGUUUCGGUCAUUUCAGACUCAGUCACGGCAUCAAGAUGUUUACACGAUGUUUGGAGACUCGGUUGAAAUGCUUCACUCUUCAAACAUAGAAUCAGCCAAUGAUGCACUGGACUUGUUGUCAGUCUUGGCCUUAUGCGCACCAAAACCCCUUCCUAUUACGUCGUUAUUUGAAGCGGCAUGGAACGGUAUUGCCAAGAGUCUCGAAAAUUCUAGCAACUAUGACAUGCUUUCGUUGACGCGAUGGCAUGUGUCCCAUCUAUCACCACUCGCUCAGGCAGGAUGUUCUACAUGGGAUUCAUUUCGGCUUGUUGAAGCAAUUCAUCAGCUUGAAAUAUUCUCAUUUGUGUCUGUCGAUUCUUCUGAAGGCUCCCUUGUCCUCUCUAUGCACCCUCUGGCUCAUGCCUGGGCCAGAGACCGUCUCAGUAUGGAGCAAGAACAUGCAUCCUGGGUCGCGACAGGGUGCUUGUUCGGCUUCUCCGCCACAGACACCAUAUUCUGGCAGAGAUACGGACAACAGCUUCAACCUCAUUUGCAGAACUUGGUGGCAUUGGAGAUGAAAGCAAUGUUCAUGACUGACCCCCCGUUGAUGAUAUGUUUGGAAUCAUUAUACCCGUAUCUCGACUUGGGUGCUGCCAUUGCCGACCAAGAGUUGGACAGAUAUUUACGAAUAUUACGCACGCAACACAGUGAUUCCAUUUCCAAAACAAGAGAUCAGAACCAUGCCUUAGCAAAAGUCGCUGACAAGCACGACGUUAUCGCACAGACCACUAACGGAGUGCAGGCUUCCAAGGUUUCGAAUGUAUUACCCAUGCUGAAGUAA